Messenger RNA from Trichophyton verrucosum HKI 0517, 2763 nucleotides. RefSeq names its product plasma membrane H(+)ATPase, putative. The transcript has 6 exons. The record is from RefSeq and is a predicted model, not a curated record. Gene Ontology annotation, biological process: proton export across plasma membrane; regulation of intracellular pH. Gene Ontology annotation, molecular function: P-type proton-exporting transporter activity; ATP binding; ATP hydrolysis activity. Lineage: Eukaryota; Fungi; Ascomycota; Eurotiomycetes; Onygenales; Arthrodermataceae. The coding region runs from base 1 to 2763 and encodes 920 amino acids. Gene Ontology annotation, cellular component: plasma membrane.
AUGAUGAGCAAAGAUCGAGCUGAUAUCGGCCGUGAGAGCCGUCCGUCGAGCGAGGAGAAGACUUCCGCCCAAGGCUUCCUCUGGCUGUUCCCUAACUGGCUUCUGCUGCUCUGCCCUGCCGCCGUCCUAGCCGACUCUUCCACUUACUCUUCUUCACUCUACUCUUACUUACUACUAUCACUACUGCUAUCACUCUACUAUUGCUGCUGCUGCUUUACUGUCUGCGCUCUUCUCUCGUCUGUGUAUCAUGAUGCAUCGCCGAAAGAGGAAAGGCCUCCAAAAGAAGUGGGCCUUUUUUCCUUUUUUUUUCUUUUCUUUUCUUCUUCUUUUUAUUUUUUCAGCGCUAGUCCCGAUCGAGUUUUACCGCGGAUACGCCUUGGAGCUCCCUUGGGUCGCCUGUAUCCUUACGCCUCCUUACCAAAGUUACUCACCUUUCGAGUGUCGUCUUAUGUGGGCGUCUUACCAUACCUUACCGGGGCAGCAGGCGGUCGCACCCACUUUUCAUUUCUCCUGCUGGCGCUGCUCGGCUUCUCUUCUUAUAUCUUGCUCGCCCUCGCUCUUUUUCCUGCCUCUCUCUUCUUCCCUCCUCCUCCUUCUCUUCUUCUUCUUCUUCUUAACCCGCCAUCCUCUCUUCUCCCCCUUGCGUCUCCCCUUCUUCUCUCUCUUCUCGCCCUCUCCUCCCUUUCUUCUUCCUCUCUGCAAUUCCAGCCAGUCACUGCGACUGCGACUGCGUCUUCUUACGACCAGCUAACGACCGAACCUCACGACCACCCCACGAAGAAAAAAAACCCACUUUCAAUUCAAAUAAGAAAGAAAGAAAACAAGUCAUUCGCAAUGGCCGACCACGCAGCCCAGGGGCAGGGCCAGCCUGUCCCGCCAAACCAUCUCGGCACUGCUGUUCCCAGCGGCCAGUUCGGCGGCGAGCACAAGGAUGAGGUCCAGCAGCACCAGCAGCAGCAGACCUCGGCCGCGUUCGACGAGAAGAAGGGCGCCAUGCCCGAGGACGACGAGGAGGACGAGGACAUGGAUCAGCUCAUUGCCGACCUCGAGUCUCAGGACGGCCACAUCGACGAGAUCGACGAGGAGGACGAUGACCAGCCCGGUGGCGAGCGUCCCGUGCCGGACGAGCUGCUGCAGACCGACACCCGCACCGGUCUGACUGAUGCCGAGGUCACCACCCGCCGCAAGAAGUACGGUCUCAACCAGAUGAAGGAGGAGAAGGAGAACCUCAUCCUCAAGUUCUUCUCCUACUUUGUCGGACCCAUCCAGUUCGUCAUGGAGGCCGCCGCUAUUCUUGCUGCCGGUUUGAGAGAUUGGGUUGACUUUGGUGUCAUUUGCGCCCUUCUCUUGCUCAACGCCUGUGUUGGUUUCAUCCAGGAGUUCCAGGCCGGUUCCAUUGUCGACGAAUUGAAAAAGACCCUCGCCCUCAAGGCUGUCGUUCUCCGUAACGGCCGUCUUGUUGAAGUCGAAGCUCCCGAAGUCGUUCCCGGUGAUAUCCUCCAGGUCGAAGAAGGAACUAUCAUUCCUGCUGAUGGCCGUGUUGUGACCGAAGACGCUUUCCUCCAGGUCGACCAGUCUGCCAUUACCGGAGAGUCUCUCGCUGUCGACAAGCACAAGGGAGACCACUGCUACGCUUCCUCCUCCAUCAAGCGUGGUGAGGCCUUCAUGGUCGUCACCUCCACCGGUGACAACACCUUCGUUGGUCGUGCCGCCGCCCUCGUCAACGCUGCCUCCGCCGGAAGCGGUCACUUCACCGAGGUCCUCAACGGAAUUGGAACUGUCCUGCUCAUUCUCGUCAUCUUCACCCUGCUCGUUGCCUGGGUUGCCUCUUUCUACCGCUCCAACGGCAUCGUCACCAUCCUCGAGUUCACCCUGGCCAUCACCAUCAUCGGUGUCCCCGUCGGUCUGCCCGCUGUCGUCACCACCACCAUGGCUGUCGGCGCUGCUUACCUCGCCAAGAAGAAGGCUAUCGUCCAGAAGCUCUCUGCCAUCGAGUCCCUCGCUGGUGUCGAGAUUCUCUGCUCUGACAAGACCGGAACCCUGACCAAGAACAAGCUCUCUCUCGCUGAGCCCUACUGCGUCUCUGGUGUCGACCCCGAGGACCUCAUGCUCACUGCCUGUCUCGCUGCCUCCCGCAAGAAGAAGGGUAUCGAUGCCAUUGACAAGGCCUUCCUCAAGUCUCUCCGCUACUACCCCCGUGCCAAGUCCGUCCUCACCCAGUACAAGGUCCUCCAGUUCCACCCCUUCGACCCCGUCUCCAAGAAGGUCUCUGCCGUCGUCGAGAGCCCCCAGGGUGAGCGCAUCAUCUGUGUCAAGGGUGCUCCUCUCUUCGUUCUCAAGACCGUCGAGGAAGACCACCCCAUCCCAGAGGACAUUGACGCCGCCUACAAGAACAAGGUCGCCGAAUUCGCUACCCGUGGUUUCCGUUCUCUCGGUGUUGCUCGCAAGCGUGGUGAGGGCUCUUGGGAGAUCCUCGGAAUCAUGCCUUGCUCCGAUCCUCCACGCCACGAUACCGCAAAGACCGUCAACGAAGCCAAGACCCUCGGUCUCUCCAUCAAGAUGUUGACUGGUGACGCCGUCGGUAUUGCCCGUGAAACCUCCCGCCAGCUCGGUCUCGGAACCAACAUCUACAACGCUGAACGUCUCGGUCUCGGUGGUGGCGGUACCAUGCCCGGAUCUGACAUCUACGAUUUCGUCGAGGCUGCCGAUGGUUUCGCCGAGGUCUUCCCCCAGCACAACAGCGUGGCUACCUCGUUGCCAUGA